Ectocarpus sp. CCAP 1310/34 is the source of this 981-nucleotide messenger RNA. NCBI's taxonomy places the organism in Eukaryota, Phaeophyceae, Ectocarpales, Ectocarpaceae. The record is from the annotation of a GenBank genome assembly.
AUGGCUCAAGAUUCGAUGGACGGACAGGAUAUGUUACCUUCAGCACGCGUCCACUACGACUUCAGAUUGACAAGGGAGAGUGGAGAUUCGUUCUUCGGCCAGAAAGACAUCAAGGAGAACCUUCGACAAUGGGGGAUAGAGGAUACGCUUACCCUCACACAGGUGCAAUUCUGCCCAACCUUCAUGGUGCAUGAGGAGACAACCUUCCUUCGCCAGUUGCUUACGUUCAUCGUCGACAACCCAGCCAAGCCAAGGAUGGAACACAUGAUGCGGAGUACGAAGACCAGCGUCGAGAGCGUUCAGUGGGAAAGGUUGAAGUGCACAGCCAUGUCCAUGGAUUUCUUCAACUGCCUCAUUGACAAAGGUGACAAGGAGGAAGAAAGCAAAUACCAGGGCGAGCGGAUUGUUAGCAAGUCGGGAAACAUACGCGGCUGCUUUCCUGACGUUUUCGACGGGGUGACGGUGUCGGAUAAGCUGAGGGAGCUGCUGGUGAACCCGGACUCUGAGAACGCCGACGCCUUCUCCCCUGCCCAACAGGAGGAGCUACUCUUUCACGUGUUCCGGGUUCUGGCCGUGGGUGGGGGUGUGUGCCAGCCUGACGAUAGCCUGGAACCUUACACAAAGGCAGCAAAGGCGCUGUAUAAGGAUCUUGUCUCCGUCCAUAAGAACGCUUCCACGGGAAAGCUGGAGAUCGCCGCAAGCAAGGUUUACCGUGUCACUGAGGCAUCCACCGUGACCAACCACAACGACAACGACGCCAGAAAGACCAAUCCGGAAGGCGCCAUCUCAUCAUCAGAGGGCGGCAACGGAGCGGUUGUAGGGACUGGCGGUGAUGGUGGUGGUGGUGGCACGUCCUCAUUCUGGAAAGAGGAAUGUGCACCAUCGAAUUCGUCUUCACCACACAGCACCUGCCUGGUCGUUGUCGAUCUCGCGAAGAAGCGCGCGUCCGUGCUUUGGAACGAGUUCUUGCCGUUUUGGUGA